This is a messenger RNA of Pleurotus ostreatus (oyster mushroom), 1269 nucleotides long. RefSeq lists its product as uncharacterized. The transcript is spliced from 8 exons. Gene Ontology annotation, molecular function: DNA-binding transcription factor activity, RNA polymerase II-specific; RNA polymerase II cis-regulatory region sequence-specific DNA binding. Bases 1 to 1269 code for a protein of 422 amino acids. Gene Ontology annotation, biological process: regulation of transcription by RNA polymerase II. NCBI's taxonomy places the organism in Eukaryota, Fungi, Basidiomycota, Agaricomycetes, Agaricales, Pleurotaceae. Gene Ontology annotation, cellular component: transcription regulator complex. The record is from RefSeq and is a predicted model, not a curated record.
AUGUCCUUCACAGAUUGGAGUACAGGACAGAAUGUCGGCGCGGGUAAACAAUCGUCGAUGCUCGUGUCUACUUCGACUAUCGAGGACUUCGGGCACAUUCCAUCCACCGAAGAGCAGACGCGCGACGAAGCGCAGAAGGCCGUAACCGGCCGCCGUAGCUGGAAAACCGUGAGGGGUGGUUCUGGAGAAGCGGUUUGGUCCCCACAACUAGAGGCUGCUCUGAUAGAAGGUUUAGAAAAGUACCAGCCGGAGAGUAAGAAGGCAACCAAGUCUCUGGGCAGGUUUCCGAUGCGAAAUCGCUUCAUUUCGGACUACGUUUUCCAGGUCACUGGUAAGAGGCGGACACCGAAACAAGUGGGAAGCCGAAUCCAACAACUUCGAGACACUUGCAAAGGAGAACACAUCCUACGACUGAUAUCUCGCAAUUCCGGGAGCUCAGGAUCCGUCACGCCUGAGCCGCAUUGCUCACCAGACCCAUCGCCAUCACCAACGUCAUCUACUUUCCCCCCGGAGCAUGCCACAAUCAGCGCAUCCACCCCAACCGAACUGCGGCAAAGAAUUCCGAUACAGCUGAGCGUCACCAUCUCGACAUGUGCUAGCUCCUCUAGCUCCAGGCCUCCAUAUGUCUUCCUUGACCCUCCUCAAAAUAUACAAGGGAUCCGACUGGGAUCAAUACCGGAAGCAAUGCAUCUCGUUGAUCACCGAGCAUCAAAGAUGCUCGCAAGUAUGGAUCCGUCCGUCAUGAUUGUAUCUGGAGUUCAACUUUGGGAACAGUACGAUAUUUUCCUCCUGGAAGCUCAAUCAAGGGCAUUAGUCUAUAAGGAACGCUGUCAAUUGCAGCCGUGUCCGCCUACGCAAGUAGGCCAGUGGAUCUAUCGGACCGCUCUCGUGCAGGGGCGUUGGAAAGACUUAUGUUGUGACCAAUUCCCUGAGCAGUACGUCAUUCAACACUCCUUCGUGCCCUUGCCCUCCGUUAUCACGGCAAGCAAUAAGCACCAAGCUACGUAUACUGGAGACGAAAUAUCAGUGCUUUAUUUCUUCGAUGGCCCGGUAUACACCACGCCGUCAGACAACCUCUACCCACGGGGCAUAAGCUAUGAUCAAUCUUCAUCUGGGUUUCCUUCAAGUAUGCCCUUCUAUGAGAUGCCUCCGGAUGCCCAAUGGCCAUGCGUCUUGUCGGCUAGUCGAUCCACUGAUUCUUGGACUCAUGGCUCCAAUAAUACAAACGUAGGAGAGCAGCAAUACCACUACCCUUACCAUGGACAGUAA